AUGCAGCAGCUGGAACCCAACCUCGAGUCAUUUCUGGACCACAACCACCCACCUGGCGAUGACGACGUCCGCUCUCUGCUGAAAGAACUCUCGUCUGUGGAAGAUGAACUCAGAUCCGUCGAAUUGCGACUGGAAGAGCUUCGGGCACGACAAGCCCAUCUUCGAAGCGCGAUAUCGCCUCUACGGAGGUUUCCGUCCGAGUUAUUGGCAGAGCUUUUCAGAGCUUGUUUGCCUCCCAUUCUGGAUGAAGGCGGUCGUGAACGGUUCCUCGUUCUAAGAUCCGUCUGUCGGGCGUGGAGGGAAGCUGCGUUCUCUACACCUGAGCUAUGGGCGGGGAUCAAACUACGCGUAUAUAUUCCCAACGCAAGGUAUUGGGGGAAGGGCGAUACUAGUAUAGUACCCUGGAGGGAGUUACGCUCGUGGUUUGGCCGAGCUGGAUCCACACCUCUCUGGCUCCUAGUUCAUUUCGAGAUAGACGAGAAAAUCUUGACUGGAGGUGGAGGACGGCGCCAUAGUAAUCCCGACGUGCUGGAGGAUGUGGGACGAAUCUUUCAACUCCUAGAGGAGGAUCGGGGUUGGAAGGGGAUUUCCAUCACGUAUGGCCGAAUAUGCCCUGCACCCUUCCGAAACCUCUUCCUGGACAUGAUGGAGACGAUUUCACUUGCGCCAGUGGGUACUACUACUAGCCUCUCGCCCUGGAGGAACCUCAGAUCUCUCCACAUCCCUCUGACUCACCGUGGUCCACAACGACCUGAAGUCAUAUUGUGGGCUAACAACCUCGAAUCGCUUUCUCCCCAUCUAUCCGACCUCACGUUGACGAUGACCAGCAGAUUGGUAGGCGGGGUCGUUAUUUCCCAUGCGUCAAUCACGUCUUUGACGCUCAACCUCUUCCACAUCUAUACACAGCAGGCUCUUCAUAUCGUAGGAGGUGACCUCCCCAAUCUCAAGAAGCUGAAGAUUGACGAGACAGAUCCGGCCAUGACACGCUACUGGCAGACGGAGGCUGACCUCGAGCGAGAACGGUUCGUUCACGAUGGGGUGGAGGAACUUGUUAUCUCGUCCACGAUGCACCCGUUGGAACCCUUGGGCUUUCUUACACUCCCUUCCCUCCGAUCUUUGGCGUGUCACAGGAAAGGCCGCGAGCGCAGCAGCAGGGGCAACAGCGUCCCGCCCGACCCAGUCACCCCCAUCGUGUCAUUCCUGGCGCGAUCGGGGGACUCGCUUCGGACACUGGAUCUUGCUUAUGCAGGGUUACGACUUGAGCCUCAGGACGAGGUGCAGAUGUGGCUUGCGAUCUCGCGGUGCAGGUCACUUCGAUACCUGUCUGUCGAGUGCGACAAAUUCCACGUCCUUCUCCCCUCGCCUGAUCCACAUUCUGCUCUCUCGAUCCCUUUCCCAGCUAUACGCCGGAUCGCUCUCUACGAACAUUCUGCCACGAUUGAUCUCAGGGCUAUCGCACGAUAUUUUGCUUAUCGCCAGAGUCGCAUUGACUCUUCCCCCAGUGCAGCUGUCAAUGGCUCAAACGAGAGCGUGGCUGGAGGCGAACCGGCCGAGUUGCAAAUGGGGUGCAGGAGGGCAGAAAUUGUGAUCACCUUUAUUGGACUUUCCUGUCGCGAGGGUAAGCCGAGCAGGGCCCAGGAGUUGCAGUGGGACUUGGAGAGUGAUGUAGAGUACGCGAAUGCUCUUCGAGAAUUGACUGACCUCGGUGUUCGGAUAGUUGUAGAAGACGAUGGUUGA
This is a messenger RNA of Coprinopsis cinerea okayama7#130, 1737 nucleotides long. RefSeq lists its product as hypothetical. NCBI's taxonomy places the organism in Eukaryota, Fungi, Basidiomycota, Agaricomycetes, Agaricales, Psathyrellaceae. The record is from RefSeq and is a predicted model, not a curated record. The transcript has a single exon. The coding region runs from base 1 to 1737 and encodes 578 amino acids.